UCUCUUAAAAACUUUAGCAGCUCAAUUUUAUAAAUGGGCAUUCAAUUUUUUCUUAUCACAACACAUUUCUCAAAGGUUCAAGAUUCUGGAAACAGGUUCGAACCGGAACCGGUGUCUGCAGCGGUUCGGGUAAUGGAAAAACCGCCUACCAAAAAUUGGUCUUAAAUCGGACAGGAACCAGUCGGUCGAACCGAACCAAAGUCUGACCAGUUUUUGAAGAAAAGCUUUAUACGGCACCGUUUUACACCAAUCAGGGGAAAAAAAAAACAAAAAGCCCUAACCCACUCUCCCAGCCCGGCAGUCCCCAGUUCCCUCAGCUCUCUGGCCUCUCUCUCAAGUCUCAACUCUAGAAGACCUCCAUCUCUGAAGGCAGCAGAGGAAGUUGCAACCUCCAUCUUGUCGCCGUUCUUCAACCUGUCCAGCCACCGACGCCGUCCGUGUUGCUCCAACGUCGUCGCAACGCCUCUAUUCCGGCUGUUUUGACGAGCUUCCCUUCUGUUUCGCCAUGCUUCCGCCGCCGUUACGCCGUGCUUCCGCCGCCGUCCAGCCUCUGUUCCGCCGCGCUCCAACCCUCGUCUUCUAGCCUCUGUUCAGCUUCGGUUCCGUCCCGUGGUCCAGCCUCUGCUCAGACGCCGUUCCGCCGCUGUUCAGCCUCCGUUCCGCCGCUGUUCAGCCAUCUCCGUUGAGUUAUAAAGCUCCAGCUCCCUCUCCCUCCUCUGUUGAUUUUCAGAACGUGUGAAAGUCUCAGCAAAUACAUCCCAGUGGCAGAAUGAGCAAGAAGGCGACAGCAGCACCUGAUCCGGUGGCGGUGCUACGGGGUCACCGUGCUUCCGUGACGGACAUUUGUUUUCAUCCCUCUGAUCGCAUUCUCUUCUCUGGUUCUGUUGACGGUGAAGUUCGCAUUUGGGAUACCCUUCAGCAUCGAACUCUCUCUUCUUCUUGGAUACACAGUGCUGCCCACGGGAUUGUUGCUGUCGCCACUAGUGCUUCCCUUGGAACCAAUAAAUUCGUUAGCCAGGGUAGGGAUGGAACUGUUAAAGUUUGGGACUUUGUUCAUGCUGCUUUGUCUAGGAGUCCACUGCUUACCAUCAAGACCAACACUUAUCACUUUUGCAAGCUUUCCACUGUCAAGAAUCCUAAAUGUUUCCCUACAAAAGAACUAGGGCGACGAUCUCAUAUAGAAAUUCUUGACGAUAGAAGUUCUUCUCAAAGUUUCGAAGAAAAUAUGUAUGCUGACGGGCUACAGUAUGUGGCUUUAGCAGGGGAGAACCCGUCUGAGGUCGAAAUUUGGGAUCUCAAAUCAGCUGAAAGAUUUGUACGACUCCCUUCAAGCAACCCUAGUAGCUCUUCAGUUUGCAACAAAGACAGAGGGAUGUGCAUGGCACUUCAAUUGUUUUUACCAUCUGAAUCACAGGGAUCUCUAAAUGUCUUGGCCGGUUAUGAGGAUGGCUCCAUGCUUUGGUGGGAUGUACGAAAUCCUGGAGUUCCAGUAACCGCUGUAAAGCUCCAUUCUGAACCAGUUUUGAGCAUCUGUAUUGAUGGGUCAUGCAGUGGGGGCAUCUCAGGAGCUGCGGAUGACAAGAUUGUAAUGUAUAGCUUGGACCACUCUUCGGGUAUAUGUGUAAUCAAGAAAGAAAUCAAUUUGGAGCGACCUGGCAUAUCAGGCACUUCAAUUCGUGCUGAUGAAAAAAUUGCUGCAACUGCCGGUUGGGACCACAGAGUAAGGAUAUAUAAUUACCGCAAAGGAAAUGCUUUAGCAAUACUGAAGUAUCACCAUGCAACGUGCAAUGCUGUAACUUACUCAUAUGAUUGUAAGCUUAUGGCCUCUGCCUCCGAAGACACAACGGUGGGGCUUUGGGAAUUAUAUCCUCCUCGAACAUGAAAUAAUUUUUAUGAAUCUAUUCGAUGCCUGUAAUUAUAUCAUGUGAAUGAAUGAGUGAAUGCUAUCUUAGUAAUUUCAUUACUAUUCUCCACUUAUUUAUGUUGAUAACGUGGACAAUAAAAAUCAAUUAUUAAUUUAA
Messenger RNA from Arachis stenosperma, 2021 nucleotides. RefSeq names its product protein DECREASED SIZE EXCLUSION LIMIT 1. The coding region runs from base 770 to 1882 and encodes 370 amino acids. The transcript has 14 exons. NCBI's taxonomy places the organism in Eukaryota, Viridiplantae, Streptophyta, Magnoliopsida, Fabales, Fabaceae. The record is from RefSeq and is a predicted model, not a curated record. Gene Ontology annotation, molecular function: protein binding.